Molecule: messenger RNA, 1720 nt
Organism: Papaver somniferum (opium poppy)
Lineage: Eukaryota; Viridiplantae; Streptophyta; Magnoliopsida; Ranunculales; Papaveraceae
Product: protein DETOXIFICATION 16-like
Exons: 8
Coding region: 79-1530 (483 amino acids)
Biological process (GO): xenobiotic detoxification by transmembrane export across the plasma membrane
Cellular component (GO): membrane
Molecular function (GO): antiporter activity; xenobiotic transmembrane transporter activity
Source: RefSeq, a predicted model, not a curated record
GUGUGUCAAUCUCCCACUAGUUCUUGAGUCUCUUUCUUUCCCACUAGAUCAGUGUGUGUUCUUAGAGAAAACACAGAAAUGAUGGAGAAAAAGGAAGAAACAUGCAGUUUGAAUUCUCCAUUAAUAUCACCAAAUAGAGAAGAAAACAAGGCAGAGAUUAUUAUUGAAGAAGUGAAGAAACAAUUAUGGUUAUCUGGACCUCUAAUAACAGUUAAUCUCCUACACUUCUGCAUACAGUUGAUUUCAGUUAUGUUUGUUGGUCAUCUUGGUGAACUCUCACUCUCUGGUGCUUCAAUGGCUACUUCUUUUGCAACUGUUACUGGUUUCAGCUUGCUGAUGGGAAUGGCAAGUGCAUUAGAUACUCUUUGUGGUCAAUCUUACGGAGCAAAACAGUAUCAUAUGUUAGGCAUACAUAUGCAAAGGGGAAUGUUUAUUCUUUUACUAGUUAGCAUUCCACUGGCUUUUGCUUUGGCUAACACAUGCCGUAUUCUCAUAUUUGUGGGACAAGAUCCUGAAAUAUCAGCCCAAGCAGGAGUUUAUGCUGGAUAUAUGAUCCCUUGCCUAUUCGGGUAUGCACUUCUUCAAUGUUAUGUCAGGUUUCUACAAACCCAAAACAUAGUCUUUCCAAUGAUGGUAAGUUCUGCAAUGACGGCCUUGAUGCAUUUUCUUGUGUGUUGGGUUCUGGUUUUCAAAGUUGGCCUAGGAAAUAAAGGUGCUGCAAUAGCGACCUCCAUAUCUUGUUGGAUCAAUCUGACAUUUCUCGUACUUUAUGUUAAGUACUCUGGUAAAUGUGAAAGGACUUGGACUGGUUUCUCAAAAGAAGCACUCCAUGACAUUCUUAACUUUAUAAGACUCGCAAUUCCUUCUGCCAUCAUGGUCUGCUUAGAAGUGUGGUCUUUCGAGCUGGUGGUUCUGCUAUCGGGUUUGCUUCCCAAUCCAAAGCUAGAAACUUCGGUGUUAUCGAUCUGCUUAAACACCGGUUCAUUAGUCUCAAUGAUCUCAUCUGGACUCAGUAGUGCAGUAAGCACAAGAGUUUCGAAUGAGCUAGGAGCAGAUAAUCCUCAGGCUGCGCGUUUAGCAGUAAAAGUUGCGCUUGUUUUGGCAGCCUCACAGGGAAUUCUAAUAGGCGCAAUCAUGAUUUUGGUACGCAAUAUUUGGGGCAGUGCUUAUAGCACAGAGAAAGAGGUGGUGGAUUAUGUAGCGCUCAUGAUGCCAAUCCUUGCCGUCUCCAACUUCAUUGGCGGACUUCAAGUCGUUCUUUCAGGUACGGCUAGAGGAUGUGGUUGGCAAAAGAUUGGUGCUUAUGUCAAUCUGGGAUCUUAUUACCUUGUCGGAAUUCCUUCUGCAGUUCUAUUAGCUUUUGUUCUACAUGCCGGAGGAAAGGGACUUUGGGUUGGGAUGGUAUGCGCACUCUUUGUUCAAGGUUUUUCGCUUCUUAUCAUCACUGUACGCACCAAUUGGGAGCAAGAAGCGAAACGAGCGUCAGAAAGAGUUUACGAUGCUGCAAUUCCUGUAACUAUAGUGUCAUAAAGCACUUGAGUUUCCGGCGUGUAAAAAUUUCUUGGAUGAUUUACAUGAUAGAUAAAGUAGUAGAUCAGGUACUCAUUAUCCGAGAAUUAGAAACACAAAAGUUUGUUAUUUUGAAGAAAUGACGCCUGCAAGUUUAAAUGGUUCCCCGUUUCCAAGUAAUAAAAUUACAAUCCUCCAAGGGAUACAAACA